UUAUUUACGAUUUUAAGCUGAAACUCAGUGGAAGCAUUUUGUUUCCUAAAUAUAUUACCUAAUAUUGUUCAAAAUAUUCUGUUUGUUGUCUUUUGUGUGUGUUUUAUGAAUAAAUUGAAUUGUACAGUAACGAAAACAAAAAACCAUGCCCCUCUCUGAACGUGAGAAAAUCGCUUCGGCAGCGUUCAUCGUUGCAGCGGGUGUCGGCGCACUUUACGUAGCGAUUAACAGGAAACGAUUGUUCCGAAAGUUUACGGAUCCAUUUUACAACCAAACGAUUCAGAUAAUAACAAAUGCUGAGGAAUGCAAACGCAUAGUUGAUACGCUGCGAACGCACUGCCAGGAGUAUCGAAUACUCGGACUGGAUUGUGAAUGGGUAAGUGAGCAAGGCAAGCGCCACCCUGUGGCCCUCUUGCAGCUAGCAUCGCACCGUGGACUGUGCGCUCUGUUUCGACUGUGCGAGAUGAGACGGAUUCCGUCGGAGUUGGGUGACCUUCUGAAUGAUGCUAGUAUUCUAAAAGUCGGUGUCGGUCCGGUCGAGGAUGCAAAGCUGCUGAAGGUUGACUACAAUUUGAAGGUAGCAAGCGCACUGGAUUUACGUCACCUGGCGGAGAAGGGUGGCUUUCCGGGACCUUACGGUUUGGCCCGUUUGGCUGAAAAGACGUUGGGUGUAACGAUGGAUAAGCACUGGCGUGUUAGAGCGUCCAACUGGGAGAACGUGGAAUUAAGCGAGCGGCAGAUUACGUACGCAGCAAACGAUGCGCAUGUGGCGGUGGAACUGUUCGAACGGUUCGCUAAGCGGCUGGUUCCACGUGGACUGCUGACUUCACGAAAGGACUGGUUAGAGAUGGUAAUCAAGGAAGUGGAUUGUUUCAUGGACCAGCGAUUCACAGAUAAGCCCAGUCCCAGUAACCGCAAUAGCACCGGUAAGGGUAGGAACAAGCUACUUGGUGGACCUAAUGGACCCAACGCCACCGUAAUCAAGCGCUCGAUGGCCACCCGAGCAAAGCCGUUGUACGACAACUGCCUGAUGCAGGCCCCGGAUGGCGAUGUUUUAUGUACGUGUGAUCGCAAAAAGGCAGAAUGGUACGUCAUGAAGGGCCUAGCGGAAAUCGUUACCGAUCAACCAACCUAUACGAUUCGACUGACGUUCGAACCGAAGGGACGUGCCGUUGGCGAAGUUGGUCGGUACUAUCAGACCGCAAAAGAGAACAGAUGUGUGGUUUGCGGUGCCAGAGAUUCCUACAUUCGUAAGAACGUAGUUCCGCGAGAUUAUCGGAAACAUUUCCCAUUGGUAAUGAAAGAACAUAGCUCCCACGAUGUCCUGCUACUUUGCGCCCCGUGCCACCGGACUAGCAACAUGUUUGACGAAAAUAUGCGCCUCAAGCUGGCUUCGCUGUGCAUGGCUCCUUACUCUACACGUGAGAAUCCGAAAGAAAUUCGCGUCGACAACAUAGCCGAUCUGCGUAAAGCGGCCCGCGCUCUGUUGUACUGUUCGGAGAAAAUUCCCGCAGAACGGAAGAAAAGUCUAGAGCGGAAGGUGCAGAAGUUAGUUCCGAAGGGUACUGAAAUAACCAGUGCGCUUCUAGAACAUUAUGCGCACAUCAGUGUGGCGAUUCCGAACGAUGAUUACUGUGCGCAUGGCGAAAAGGUCGCAGAACACUUUAAACAGCGACCUGGAGGAUUAAGCGAACUGGAGAAAAUGUGGCGGCAACACUUUCUACGUACAAUGAAACCCAAGCAUUUGCCAGAACUGUGGUCUGUUGAACAUAACUUUAAAAGAUUGGAAAUCCGAGCAGAUGAAGGCCGUGUCGACGAGCAGGACCUGUUGGUGGCAGGUGUAAAACGACCGGUUAGAAAUGGUUCGUCGUCCCAUAGUGGCAGCACUAGCAGCAAUAACAUAAGCCUAACCAGCAGUAGCAACAGUCAAACCAUUAGCUCAGAUCCAUUAUCCAUUCUGCGAUCUAGUGAGCAGGAGCAAGACAGUGACAAUGACAGUACUGCACGAGACUUUCCUAGCUACCAAGACGAAGAGUCAGCAACAAUCGCUGGCUCUGAUUAUCCAACUGAAUCCAACCAUAAUCAUACUGAAUUUUAUUCCAACCACGACGAUUCUGGAACGCUGUACGAUUCAGCUACUGCCGGCGGAUCUGGCAGCACCACCAUUGGAAAUGGUAUAUCCGAUCAGUUCAAAACGGUGGCUCAACCGUUGACUGCUAGCAACGAUCCAGACGAAAGUGAACAGGAAGCAACGGUGAAUGAUUUUGCUUCGAUAGAAUCCAGCUAUGACUCGGAUGAUUCCGAUUCGACUCUGUCGCAGCCUUCGACGACGCUGCUCAACUCGACCGACGAUUGGGAGGCGGAAGCUAACGAGCCCAGCGUGAAUGGUACUCUUCCCCUGGUCACUAAAGGUUCGCAGUGGGGAUAAAUGAGGUGCGUUUGCGAGUUGGGAAAGAAAUUGUAGAAUAUUAAGCAAAAUUAUAUACGAAUGCAUUUGUCUUUUAUCAGGUAAUCGUGUUUAUGGAUAGUGUUACGCUUGCUUGACCAAAUUGUUACAAAUAAAGUUUUACAUUUGACCGAUCAA
Molecule: messenger RNA, 2584 nt
Organism: Topomyia yanbarensis
Lineage: Eukaryota; Metazoa; Arthropoda; Insecta; Diptera; Culicidae
Product: exonuclease 3'-5' domain-containing protein 2-like
Exons: 5
Coding region: 146-2428 (760 amino acids)
Biological process (GO): nucleobase-containing compound metabolic process
Cellular component (GO): cytoplasm; nucleus
Molecular function (GO): nucleic acid binding; 3'-5' exonuclease activity
Source: RefSeq, a predicted model, not a curated record